This is a messenger RNA of Exaiptasia diaphana, 440 nucleotides long. RefSeq names its product myotubularin-related protein 13. The record is from RefSeq and is a predicted model, not a curated record. NCBI's taxonomy places the organism in Eukaryota, Metazoa, Cnidaria, Anthozoa, Actiniaria, Aiptasiidae. Gene Ontology annotation, cellular component: cytoplasmic vesicle. Gene Ontology annotation, biological process: regulation of Rab protein signal transduction.
GAAUUCAAAACAUGGUGUUGUUAUUCUGUGCAGCUGUCACAGAAAACAAGAUCUUGUUCAUCUCCAGUAGUUAUGUCCUCCUAACCAAUGCCACUAGAGCUAUGCUUGCUCUUAUGUAUCCCCUCAAAUUCAGCUAUGUAUAUAUUCCAAUUCUUCCUGCUGCUUUGCUGGACUUUCUGAGYGCUCCAACACCGUUUAUUAUGGGMGUCCAUGAGUCUUACAAAGACAACAUCCCAGAYUUGGUAAGAUAUCAGCCACUGAAAGUGUGGAACAUAAUCAGCUCUUGGGGGACUAAGMCAUCYGUUAUUUUCUGUUUAUUCUUUCAGUCUGAYGUCAUUCUAGUUGAUAUYSAUGGAGGACAUGUUUCAAUACCUGACAGUGUUCAUUUAGCAACAUUACCUGAGAAUUUUAUGAUCUCAACAAGAAGAGAAUUGAAUCUU